GGCAAAGGGCACGGUGAGGUCGUAGCGGAGGGAGGUGAGCUCGCCGCCCUGGUCGGCCAGGUCGUAGAUGAGCUUGGAGUCCUCGCCAUACUUGCCGGAGAGGAUCUCCUUGAGCUCGAAGACGGGGGUGUCGAUGGUCACGCCGCCGUGGCGCUUGAAGACGUCCGUGAUGGUGCUGAAGAUCUUGUCGCGGAUGACCAUGUCCUUGCCCUCCCCUGUGUGGUGUCAGCCGGGUACGAGAGAAGCAAGCCAAAAAAAAAAAAUCUUGCUGUGCUUGCAGAGGAUAGGAUGCGUCACGGACAGUCCUUGGUGCCCUUUGGGGUCUUGAGCUCGAACUUGGGGGCCUUGGGCGCCAUGUCGAAUGCGCUCUGUGCAGCGUCGUCGUGGGCGAUGCGAUGAUGGAGCGUCGUCGUGGAGAGGGGAUGUCGACGUUGUCGUGGCAGGCUCGUCAAGGUGGUGGUUGUGGUGGCUGUUGUGCGUGGUCGCGAUCGCGGGGCAGAAAGAAAUGGAGGAGGACUCUGUGCAGUGGCAGCGGCAGAUCUGCACAGGACUCUGCCCACAGGCGGCUUCAUCCAGGCUCAAGGUUGGAGGGGUAAAAUCGGGGUUCGAGGUCGACUGCUGCUGCUGCAUGCAUCGGCGCCGCCUAUGCUACAGGCAAUGUGCUCCAGUCCAGUCCGAGCCAGCAAAGCUUGGGCAGUUAAUUAGUUGGGAGUUGGGACUCAUCAGGAGCAGCGUGGCUCCAGUCCCACGACCACUAAACGCUGCGCUGUCCAUCCGAAAGGGAAAAAGAUUUCUGCGGGUCCGUCGCCGCAGGGGGUGCCUCAGGCGCUCUGUCUUUGCUGCAUCUGUGAAGUUGAUUGUGACGAUCAUCGAGCGCAAACAGCGACAACACAGAAGAGCUGGGUCUGACCAAUAUCUACCGGUGACUCAUGAAAUAUGCUUCUUGGAAGAUACUUUUGUUGUUACACACGGGGCGAUGCGGCCUAUUAAUUGUCAAAUGGAUGAAUCAGGGUUCUCCAUAUACUGAAGGCUUCAAUUUAACUGACGUAGGUACUGCAUAUACAUGGUGGACGAGCUAGAGGCUCACCGAGAAAGGGGUAAGCGAGAAGGACAAUCGACAGCAAGUAAAGUCAACAUCUCUCCCCUCGUACGGUAAGGAUAAGGUAGCAGGCUAUUGGCAAUUGAGCAGCCCUUUGCCAACGCUUGUCGCGUUGAAGAGACCAUCAUUUGAUCGACAAUCCAGCAUUCAGAGUCUACCGUCGUGCCCGGGGCGGGGCGUCGGGCUGUAGCCGGAACCCGUCAGCGUUGCG
Molecule: messenger RNA, 1310 nt
Organism: Emericellopsis atlantica
Lineage: Eukaryota; Fungi; Ascomycota; Sordariomycetes; Hypocreales; Bionectriaceae
Exons: 2
Coding region: 362-1027 (221 amino acids)
Source: RefSeq, a predicted model, not a curated record